AGGAUAUCAAUGAAGAAUGGAUUUCUGACAAAACACGCUUUUCAUAUGAUGGGCUAAAGAGACAACGGUUGACCGUUCCUAUGGUGAAGGAUGCGGAGGGAAAUUUGGUAGCAAGUACGUGGGAAGAUGCUUUGCCAGCAGUUGCUUCACAGCUUGUCAGUACAAGUGGAAGUGAGAUAUCUGCCAUUGCCGGGGGACUUGUUGAUGCUGAGGCUUUGCUAGCAUUGAAGGAUCUUUUAAAUAGAUUUGGAUCCGAGGCACUCUGUACAGAAGAGGUUUUCCCAAUGGAUGCAGCUGGCACUGACUUUCGCUCAAACUAUUUGUUGAACACUGGAAUUGCAAAGGUUGAAGAUGCUGAUGUAUUACUAUUAGUUGGCGUAAAUCCUAGAUAUGAAGCACCGCUGUUCAAUGUACGUGUUCGCAAAAGUUGGCUGCAUAACGAUCUGAGCGUCGCUAUGGUUGGUGAAAAGGUGGAUCUCACUUAUACAUAUGAACAUCUUGGAGACACAACAGAUAUUCUUGCUCAGUUAGCUAAAGGAACCCAUCCAUACAACAAGGUGCUAGCCCAGGCUAAGAACCCAAUGAUAGUAAUUGGCAGUGGGGCACUGCAGAGGGAAGAUGGGGCUGCCAUCCAUGCUAACGCAACUACAAUUGCUCAGCAUGUGCGCCAGAAUAGUGCAGUUGAAGAUGACUGGAAAGUAUUGAAUGUGUUGCACAGG
Molecule: messenger RNA, 719 nt
Organism: Anneissia japonica
Lineage: Eukaryota; Metazoa; Echinodermata; Crinoidea; Comatulida; Comatulidae
Product: NADH-ubiquinone oxidoreductase 75 kDa subunit, mitochondrial-like
Exons: 5
Molecular function (GO): oxidoreductase activity
Source: RefSeq, a predicted model, not a curated record